GUUUUUUUUUAUUUAUGUAUAAGGUUAAGGUAGGAUGAUAAGUUGCCUGCAGUAAGCUGCGCGAGAGAGAAAGAGAGAGAGAGAGAGAUAUGCAAACGGAGUUUCUUUCCUUCAGAGUGGUGUUUCAGAGCAACUUUACAAAAAACUGAGUUGGCAGGUGAGUGAUCACCAGCAAAAGUCAGCUAUGUAAUCAGAACCACGCGUGAUAUGUCAAUAGGAGCAAAAGUAUUUAUUUGAUAAUGCGAUAUAAUAAUAGUAAUGAUUAAUAAGUAGUAGAUGAAGAUGGUAUAAAAAUGAGCCGUAGUUGUGUGAUGAAACGAAUGACGGAAAAAAAAAAUGUAGUACAUGCAAUUGGAGAGAAGAGUGGGGUAUACGAGCAUCGUUUUCGAGGAUAAAUGGAUGAUAAUCCACUGGGCUGGUUUAGGCACCUGUAUUGGUGCAAUCGUAAUGCAUUGCCACCAAACGUCCAUCACGCUGUAUGCUCAUUGGAUCAUUGUAGUUACCAACGGUAUCUGGUGUUCUUGUAUUGCGCAUAGGAUCGUUCAAAAACUUUUGCAAGGAUGGGGUCCGUUUGGCCGCCGCCGUAGAAGGCUUCUUCUUGUGCUCUACUUUGGUAGAAUCGUCGCCCGUAGUAGUAGGCUCGACGUUGUGGUGCCAAAACUUGAGGAAUCGUAAUGAAAGCAUGUGGAGGGUCAUAAGACUGCAAGUGAUGGAGUGUACCGACGUGGUGGUGGUUGUUUAUUAUUGCUUUGCAAGUAGUAAAAAAGUAGAGAUAAAAGUAAUGAGUAGCAAGUAGUAGACUUUUUACAACAACAAAGUGGCC
Molecule: messenger RNA, 823 nt
Organism: Zychaea mexicana
Lineage: Eukaryota; Fungi; Mucoromycota; Mucoromycetes; Mucorales; Lichtheimiaceae
Exons: 1
Coding region: 346-675 (109 amino acids)
Source: RefSeq, a predicted model, not a curated record